Molecule: messenger RNA, 7432 nt
Organism: Zonotrichia albicollis (white-throated sparrow)
Lineage: Eukaryota; Metazoa; Chordata; Aves; Passeriformes; Passerellidae
Source: RefSeq, a predicted model, not a curated record
AAGGACAUCAUUUAUUCAGGUUACAGGGGUGCUAACUGCUAACUUUGUGUGCACACACGAUUUUACAGCUGUGUUGCUUGCACAUUACAAUUUGGAUGUGUUACAUGCAUGUUACCAUUUGGUCAUUGCCAUAAAACCUCCCCAGGUUCCCAAACUCAGUCCUUGCUUUGGCUAUUGCCGCAUUCCUGAGCCAGAUGUCUUCUCCUCUUCCAGUUGUCCUUGCUGGCAGAGCAGAUUUUGCAUGCUUUAUUUCUCAGCUGAAUGUUCACAGGCACAGGAGAAAUUGAGUGAAGCCUCACAGCACCAACUCCCCCCUUUGAACCUUCUCUACUUCGGCAAGAUGAUUUGGGUUUGAUUCAUGUGCUCAGCCCUUCCACUGGACUGCAGUCUCCAUGGAGUGUGUACAUCCCAGUUUAUACCCAACUCCUACUAAGCUGCUGAAGCACUUCAGAUACAAAGUGGGGUUCCCCAUCAGGUGACAUCCCUGUAGGCACUGCAAACUGGGUAUGACCUCUUUGUGGAGCACCUUGGUGACCUCCCUGGCCUUGUUGGUGCAGCAGGAGAAACUUUUAUUGGGUGGCCAGAAGCUAUCUGCCAACACUAGGAGAUACCUGUCUCCUUGUUGGUGUGGCAGCUCAGAAAAAUCAAUUUGCCAAUAAUCCUCUGGAUUGUUUCCUCUUUUAGUGAUCCCUGGGGGAGGUCCUUUGGAAUUCAAACAAUUAUUUUUAAGACAUAGUGGGCAUUUUUCUGUAAUAGAUCUGACAAUUUUUGUCAUAUGAGCACUCAGUAUCUGAGUCUGCAGACUGAUCACCACAGCAUGGAUUCCUUUGUGGGUCUGCUGGUGUUUGUCCUUUACAAUUUGUAACAUAAGUUGUGAUGGAACUGUGACCUGGUUAUUGGGAGUAACCAGUCACACAUCCUCUUUAUUCUGGGCUUUUAGGUAAGCAGCUAAUUUUAAAUCUGCCUGACUAUACCCAGGGCUACCUUCUGGUAGUGAAAUGGCUUUCUCAGGGCUAAAUGGCUUUCUCAGGUAUUUAAUGCUAGGAUGCCUCGUUGUGCAACCUCUCAAGCAGCUUUACCUGCAAGUCUAUUUAUUUCCCACACAAAUUUGGGAAUCCCCACACUGGUGUGCCCUGCAGUGUAGCAUGGCCACUUUGGGCAGUUGGAUAGCAUCGAGAAGCAACAGUAUUUCUUGUUUUUAUUUAAUGGGAGGGCCUUGUGCUGUUAAUAGGCCUCUUUCCCUCCAUAUACCCCACAGGCAUGGCAUAUAAAAUUGCAAUAAAAGCAUAUUUCAAAUUGGUCCAUAUGUUUGCUCUUUUUCCUGCUGCCACUCCCAAGGCUCUCUGCAGUGCUGUGGGUUCUGCCCUUUGUGCUGAGCUGUCCAUGGGCAGCAGUGCAGCUUCUAUUAUUUUGGUUGAUGAAUUUUCUGCAUAGCUGGCUUUUCACCCUCUUGCACAAGGCUACUUCUGUCCAUGAAGAACUCUGCUGGAUCUCCAUUUUGUGCAUUUUGUAGGUCUGGCCAACCAGCACAAACCUUCUCAAUUUUCUGUAAGCAGUCAUGGGUCAGUGGCUCUUCUCCUUGCAUUGGGGUGUCCAGGAAUUGGACUGGGUUUACUGCUGUGGUUCCUUUAAUUUCCACAUCCUCUUGCUCCAGUAGAACAGUCUGAUGCUUCAGCAUUUGACUCAGGGAAAGCCAAUGCUCCCCUUUUGUCCUGAUACAGCAUUCAAACUGUGCACUAAAGUCUUCUGUCCCAAAUUCCUGGCCUCUUGGACGAGAAAAGUCUCAGCUAUGGCUGACAGGCACCAGGGCCACCCAUGGCUGACUAUUUUUAGUUGUUUCCAGAAGUGCCCCACGGGCCUCUUGAAGUCUCCUACCUUCUGAGCCAGAGCUCCAAGGGUGAGGGCUGCUCUUCAUGCACAAAAAGUUCCCAGGGUUUGUUAAGUCUGGAAGUCCUAAGGCAGGUGCAGAUAUCAGGGCCAGCUUUAGGUUACAGAAUGCAAGUUCACCAUCAGGAGUUCUAAUCAAAGGUCCUUCCAAGGCCUCCUUUAAAAGCUCAUAUGAUGGUUUGACCAAAAUUCUGCAAUUUGAGACCCACAAUCUGCAUCAUGCAGCCACACCUGAGGAUGCUGAUAAAUCUUGGGCAGUCCCAGGUUGGAGUACGUGGCACAGGGCUUCUUCUCUGUCCAUUCCCAACUCCACUGUUCUGGUACUGAUUCAAAUCCUAGGCAGGUACCUUGCUGCCUCAUGAUUUAAGUUUUUUCCUGAGACACUUGGUAACCUCCUUGGCCUAGGAAAUUUAGAGCACUCACAGUCACUUCCAUAUAUGUUUCAUUAGGUUCAGUUGCUAGUAAGAGAUCAUCAGCAUACUGCAGGACCAACCCUUCUGCGUUCUCUUUUUUCCAGACCUGCAAUUCUUUUGCCAGCUGGUUCCCAAAAAUCAUUGCACUGUUUUAUAUCCUUGCAGUAACACAGUCCAGGUAAACUGAGUCUUCUGACCAGUUUGGGGGUUUUCCCAUUCAAAGGCAAAAAUGCCCUGACUUGGCUUAUCAAGAGGUAUGCAAAAGAAGGCAUCCUUCAAACCUAUCACUUUAAACCACCAGUGAUUUUCCCUGAUAUUUUCUUUAAGGCUCUUGAUUUCCCUGAUUUUAAAGGAUGCAAUUUCUGCCCAACCAGUCUUGAUCCAUUUUUUAGGGAAACACUUACAGGCUGAGCUUGUUGGGAAUAGCCUGGAGCUCCACUGGCUCAAACCAGGGAUGUUACUGCAUUUUCUCCUGCUUCUGGGUAUUCCUCCAGAACUGUGUGGUUCUGGUGUUCCCUGCAACAUAAAAGUCCUUCCUUUGAUGGCUUUAGUCUCAGGUACCAAUAAUUGUAUUUCUCCAUCUUUAAAUACAAUCUGAGCCUCCAAUUUGCUUAACAGGUCUCUUCCUAAAAGAGGAACCACACACUCAGGCAUAUAUAGAAAUCAGUGUAUUAUCCACUGUUUUCUGAAUUUAAUGGGGUUAAAGAAUGUUCAUUUUUCCACUACUCCUGUUGCACCAACAACAUUUGCAGUUUCUUGGCUUAUUUUUCCCUGGUUUGUAUUUAAUACCAAGUAAGUGGGCAGUGUCUAUUAAAAAGUCAAUUUUCCACUUCGUCAGCUUUGUGGUAACCAGGGAUUCAGCUGUGGAUUCUGUCCCUGGUUCCCUUCAUCCCUGGAGGAGGGGUAGGUCUGUUCCCUCUGUCCCCAUCUGCCUCUGGGGACAUUCCUGUUACCAAUGCCCAAACCAUCUACAAUCUGCACAUUGAUUCACUCCUGGGGACUCAAACCCCUCUAUUGACAAAUGGAGGGAGUGCCCACAUGGAACAGAAAAAGGGGUGAAUAAAUGCUAGAUAUUUAACUGUCCUCCCCCCCUCCAACAGAACAAAACACCCAAAAUUCUAUAGAAAGAAAAAACCCCAAAACAGCUGGCAACAUGGUAGGAAAAGGUUUUUAGGGGUUUUCUCCUGUCUCAAGGAAAAAAACCCUAAAAAACAAGGGGUUCAUGCAGAAGCUUGACCAAAAUCAGAUGGGAACCUGGUGAGUCCCUGGUGUUGGUCUCCUCUUCACAGCAGCUGAAGGGGGUGGAUUUGGUGUCCUUUCUGCUGCUGGCUCAGAUGUUCUGAGGUCAGGGGCUGAGAUGGAGCAGCCUUCUCUGGCCGGUUCUUCUCCCACUGGUCAUUCUCUCUGAUCUCAGACCAAAACCAAACUGUACAGUUCACUUUGAGGAAAGCUACCAAGUGAUCACAGCCUCUCCAAGGACAGGGAAAAGGAAAAAACUUCUUGCCUGAGCUAACAGAAACCAAGCAAAAAAGAAAAAAAGAAUGCAGACUGCACAGCACCACAGAUGCCUGGGGAGUGAUGCUUUGAAAAAACCCAAGGAAGAGGGGCUCACCCUCCCACCCCCCACCAGAGCCUUAAAGGUACAGCAACCAUUUUGAGCACAAAACAGAUGAUCAGGGAAUAAAUUAUAAUCAUUAAAUCACCCAAGAUGCUGGUUACUUUCAAACCAGCACAAGCAUCAAAAAAUGAAGUUACUUGAGUAGGAAUAACAAUAUGGGAUUUUUGCAAGUGUUGCUCAUAUUUGGAUGUAAGAGGAAUAGGCAUUUUAAACAUGCAUUGGUGGCCUAUUCCAGACAAUAUGGGAUACCACUGCCUUAACAGAAAUCAAGCUAGAAAAGCUUAACCCUGUAAAUAGAAAGAAAUACACACCUGUAUUUGGGGAAUAUUUGGACUGCAGUUCCAGAAAAGUUCUCAAAAGGAUAGCUGGCUACUCCAGCUUGCUGCCUACAUGGUGCUGAUCACCAUUGUUAGUAGUAGUUGGGUACUAGGUAACUUCAGUUUCAUUAGUGAUUGCUGUGUUUUUGAUGUCUUUUAAGUUUCUUUUUACAGACUGCUAUAAGUUUGUUGCUGGCAAAUUUUACUGAAAGUUGUUCCCCACUGACCUUUUCCUCUUUCCUUGGGUGUAGUUCCUUGGGAUCUCCCUGAAACCUGGUUGGUGGGAGGGAAAAGGGUGAAAAUCUGGGAUAUGUAAAUUUAGUUGGGUUGUGGUGGUACCUGGACCUGUAAGGGUAUGGCUCUGAAAAGCAAGGCAGCCUUAGUUGAACUCACAAACCUUAUGAGUCCAACAAGUAGGAAAAAAUAGUUUUGUAAAAUUGUCUAACAUUCAAGAAUGCUGAACCUCACCAAAGAAGACUGUUAUACUGUCUCAGGUUACAAUGUAAGAUGUAAUCAAAAGUAUGUAUUAUAUCACCUUCUUUAUUAGCUGUUAAAAGCAGGUGGGGCAGUGUUCUUUAUCUCUUCCAGGACUCAUCCCUGAUAACUCCCUCUGGGGGGUUAUCUUCUGCUAAUGGGCUAUUAAGUGUCCCUGCAUGGCUGAUAAAAUUCCAUCAUCCCAUUGUGAGAUGCUCCGCCCAGGGGGAGGAGCCCAGCAUUCCAAACUGGAUAUCAUGUGAGCUGUGGAACACCACAGGCAGCUUUACCUACUGGACUCCCAGAGGAGAAGAACCACAAAGCCACCCCUGGACCUUCAGAGGAAGACCAGACCCUUCUCCAGGAUCCCUGCUCCACCAGAACCACACCUGUCACUGCAGGAGGACUGCAGCCACCAUUUAAUUGGAUUGCUGCCACCACUCUGACCCACAGGGUGCCAGGUUAUACCCUGACUCAGUCCAAGCCUUUUCUGCCUUUAUUUUCUAACCAGCAUCAGCUGAUGGCAGAGGAGAGCAGUGUGUGCAGCUUUGUGUUCAAGAAGCGGGUCCGAGCCGUGGGCGGCGGCCGGCGAAAACAUCCCAGCAGUGAGCAGGACAGCAGUGGGGAGGAGGGCAGCACCGUGGUGAGGAAGAAGCUGCCCAGGGACACCCCCAACCCCAUGAUCCAGAGGACCAGGAGCUGCAUGAAGGAGAAGCCGGAGUAUGCACAGAGCAACAGCGAGGAUGAGGAUCCUGCCAAGGAGAUCGGGGUCACCUACAAAUCGACCAGGUCAGCAAAACCUGCUGGCCCGGAAGACAUGGGGGCCACAGCAGGGUAUGAACUGGACACGGAGAAGGACAAGGAUGCCCAGGCCAUCUUUGAGCGCAGCCAAAGAAUCCAGGAGGAGCUGAGAGGAAAGGAAGACGAUAAAAUUUACCGUGGUAUUAACAAUUACCAGAAGUACCUGAAGCCCAAGGACACAGCGAUGGGAAAUGCCUCCUCAGGGAUGGUCAGGAAAGGCCCCAUCCGUGCUCCGGAGCACCUGCGGGCCACGGUGCGCUGGGACUACCAGCCUGACAUCUGCAAGGACUACAAAGAGACCGGGUUCUGUGGCUUUGGGGACAGCUGCAAGUUCCUGCACGACCGCUCGGACUACAAGCACGGCUGGCAGCUGGAACGGGAGCUGAACGAGCGCCGCUACGGCACCAGCGACGAUGAGAACUACGAGGUGAGCAGUGGUGAGGAGGAGGUGCCCUUCAAGUGCUUCAUCUGCCGAGGUUCCUUCAAGAACCCCGUGGUCACCAGAUGUGGGCACUACUUCUGUGAGAGCUGUGCCCUGCAGCACUACCGCAAAUCCCAGCGCUGCUACGUCUGCGGGAAGCAAACCAGCGGCGUCUUCAACCCUGCAAGAAAGCUCAUGGCAAAAUUGGAACCCCAAGACUCAAACAUUUGAGAAACACCAAUAGGAGAAUGAUGGUUUUUUUUUAAAUUGAGAUGGUUUUGAGUUGAAUAGUUUCUUGUUUGUAGUGUUGAGUUGUAAUUUGUAGAUAUAUUUGGGAUAUGAGGGACUUAAGGAUUUUAUCUAUUUAAGGACAUGGGUCACAAACCCCAAACUAAGACAAGCUGUUUAUUAUGUUGUUUUUUCUGACAGUUCUAAAGUUGAAUUUUUUCUUGUUUGUAGUGUUAAGUUUCAAUUUGUAAUUCCUGCAGCAUGCUAUCCUGAAAGAUUGUAUUGCUGGAUGUUUGACAGCUCCUGGAUGAUACAUGAGAUGCAUCCCUGCCUAGGGGGGCUGGGCUUGUCCACUUGGGUGGAAAGCCUUAUUUGACCUGGGCUUAUCAUCAGUGACAUCAUGCUGGCCUUGUCAUCCUGUUUGUCACAUUGCAGCUGAUCUGAAACCCAACCAUCCUAAAAGGAAACAACUCCCUGGGUGAACAAGGAUAAGGCUGGAUUCAAAUCUACACAGGGACCCUCAGCCAAUGUCAUUCAGCCCUAAAUGCAGAUGUGUCAUUAGCCAGAGAGCUGGAUGGUACUCAAUGAAUCACAUGUGUAAGCUUGGGAAGUUUGCAGCUCCUGUAAAAGGAGCUGUGAGAAUAAACUUGAGGUUGUUUUUCACAAGAACCUUUGAGAGUUGUGUUGUUUGUAUGUCUCUGAUGAAUGACCCACCAUAACACUGUCUGCAAAGGGCCCUGCAGAGGAUGGCAAAGAACACUUUGCCCUUUUUAAACAGAGGAAGGGGGAACUGUCACAGCCACAGCUGGCCUGUGGGCUGUACAGAUAAAUCGGCCAUAACAGACCCUAACUUGACCAGUCUAGCUGUUACAGAGUAGAAGUAAAUGAGUCUCCAGGAUAAGACAAUCAUAGGCUGGAUUUGAACUCAAACAGGGACCCCAACCAAUCUCAUUCAAGCCUCAAUACAGACUGCUAAGUCUGCAGUGAGCUGGGUGGUGUUAAGACCUUGGCCAAUCAGAUGUGUAAGCACAGGAAUUUUGAAACCUCUAUAAAAGAAUUAUUGGGAAUUUUUUGAUAUUAUUUGUAAGUUUCGCAAAUUGGCAUAACUGACAAGAAUCCCCUGUUAGAAGUACAGUUACUGAAGUAAUUCCCCCUCUUGGUUUGGCCCCCUACUGAAGCCUCCCAUUUCCUUCUAGCUCCACAUUGUUUAUAUCUAAAUACAUGGGAAAGUAAAAUGGCUUUUGUUCACUGAAGAAGCAAGAUUAGCAUAGGA